This is a messenger RNA of Desarmillaria tabescens, 1531 nucleotides long. RefSeq names its product RGS domain-containing protein. The transcript is spliced from 3 exons. Gene Ontology annotation, biological process: intracellular protein localization. Gene Ontology annotation, cellular component: plasma membrane. The coding region runs from base 53 to 1282 and encodes 409 amino acids. The record is from RefSeq and is a predicted model, not a curated record. NCBI's taxonomy places the organism in Eukaryota, Fungi, Basidiomycota, Agaricomycetes, Agaricales, Physalacriaceae.
CUUACGUUCGUUGAACCUGACCACAUCAUUUGCACGCUGAAUUUCCUCGCAGAUGGACGAGCAGCGACAGCAGGAUGACUGGGCAGCCAGUCGCAAGAACAGGCUGCCGUCAUUUACAGAGGUCCUGUCCAGGAGAACGCGGCCUCCAGUCGAUCUGUUCAUGUUCUAUCUUUUUCUCCAGCGCGAGGGCUCGGAAGAUAUUCUAGAUUUCUGGCUCGAUGUUCAGCAGCACGAAAACCUGUGCCGAGCAUACUUCAAGGACGUUCGCAAGUCAGGUCGAACGAUCAAGGAAGACUGGCCACAGUAUUGGGAUUAUGCACGGAGACGUGGGUCCAUUUACGGGACGGUUGUUGGGUUGAAUCCAGAUGGCGUAGGGACGAAGCGCAGCACGGCGAGCACUGGUGACAUGAUAACAGAUCAGGACAAGCAGGAAUUGGCCAACCUCGAUGAGAAGUCCGGUGCUCGUUCAGCGUCACCUCGUCCCACGCCUGUGCUCUCCGACCAGACUCGUAUAAAUUCCACCUCUCCCAAUGAUUUCGCCCGCUCGACGACCCCGUUUUCUCUUUCAGGUCGAACGCCUACCCUGUUCAACAUGAAACGCGCUUCGCGUGCGCCUACCAUCAUCCCUCGUUCUGCUGCCAUCACUCGCCUCGACCUCAUCGCUUCCGCAGAGCGAAUAUACUUUCGUUACCUCUCGCCUGCAGCAAAUACAGUGAAUGCUGCCGAGAACCAUGAAAUCUACUUGCCACCUUCCCUCCGAAUCCAUUCUUUCCCUUUGAGUUCAACUCAAGGGCCUCAGUCUCAAGCAGAGCACAAUCUCAUGGCACAGAUCCCCGACAUGUUCCAUUCCCAGAAAGAGUACUGUUUUCGUGCGAUGGAGCAGGAUGCCUUCCCUCGAUUCCUGCGAUCAAAGGCGUUUGGGAAUCUAACGCCUGUUUCAUCGUUGGUCCGAUUAAUUCUUGGCCUCAUAAUUCUAUGGAUCGGUCUCGCGGUGGCGUUUUCCCUGAUAUUCUUGGACGUGAAGCCAAAGUCGAAGCGCUUUUUCCUAUUCAUACCAUUCACGUUCGCCGUCCUUUUCCUCGUUUCCCAUCAGUAUGAGCUGGAUCCCAUCCUCGUUUUCUUCGGACAAUCUGAAACGACACCCUUCCGCACGCUGACAAUACGGGAAGCGUACGUCAAGAAGCUGCUGCUAGGCCGUGCAAUAUGGGUCACCAUACUCGUUGCCGCAUUUGUUACAGCGUUGACGUUGUUGUUUUGGGCAGUCCCUGGACACCGGCUAUAGCGAUGGUGAUGGCGUACAUACCCCUGCGAUGAAUCUAAUGACUUCUUGACGCUCCUAAUAUUCUCCGAUUUUGCCUGUUUUUAUGUUGUUUCAGUUUUCAGUUUGCAGUUCGCGUUCAAAUACCAGGAUACCCUACCCAAGUACCUAUAUUCCACUGGCCUCACACUCCUUGCAUCAUCACUCGUACUUUUCUUAUCGUUAAUUUCUUUACUCUAUUUAUACUCCUAUUUUUUUGGCCCUGAGCUUGUU